Molecule: messenger RNA, 555 nt
Organism: Lolium rigidum
Lineage: Eukaryota; Viridiplantae; Streptophyta; Magnoliopsida; Poales; Poaceae
Exons: 5
Coding region: 60-371 (103 amino acids)
Source: RefSeq, a predicted model, not a curated record
GUGAUAUUAUUGAACGUUUUAAUGGAGAAUCCAUAUCUACUACAGUUGAGUUGGAAAACAUGUUGCUGGGCAGAUGCAGGGAUCAUUUAGAUCAAGGGAAUCGCUUGAAUGAGAAAAUAAAUGUUUCAAUUCAAGUAUUUCACACGGAGGAACGUCUCCGAAGAAACAUAAAUUUGAUUGUAGAUGUAUCAGAGGGUGGAGAGGUCGUUAAAAGAAGGACAUACCCCAUCACUGCUAUAGAAGGGACGUCUUCAGGGCAAUCUAGCCAAAAUGUGGCAGGGUCCCAAGAUAGGCGAAGGGCGUUGGGUACUUCUGAAAGUGAGUCCAACAAAAUUGAUUUGAGAACUGAGACCGAGGUGAUUCAGCUGUGAUGCCCUCGGGAGUAUCGUCAGCAUCUCAGAAGUGAACCAAUAAUGUUAUGUUGCCACAGUUUGUUAGUUUAGCCGUGCCUAAUCACAUUCCAUUGUAGAUGCCAUGUAAUUGAUGAGCAACUUCAUUUGUACGGUUUAAGUCUAUUUGAUACGGUGCUUGCUCUUAUGAAACCAAUCUAUUUUC